This is a messenger RNA of Asparagus officinalis (garden asparagus), 340 nucleotides long. RefSeq lists its product as uncharacterized. Bases 3 to 332 code for a protein of 109 amino acids. The transcript has 2 exons. The record is from RefSeq and is a predicted model, not a curated record. NCBI's taxonomy places the organism in Eukaryota, Viridiplantae, Streptophyta, Magnoliopsida, Asparagales, Asparagaceae.
UCAUGGGUAAGAAUGGAAAAUACUUGAUGAAGAAUGUUGAAAUUCCAUUGGCUUUAAGUUUUCUUCCCACUAUUAAGCACGAGUUAAGUGGUGCACAAACAACUCGGGAUGUCGUUCAGCGACUCAUCGAUUCUCAACCCGUAAAGGACUUGCUUCCGCAGUCUAUAUACGCGGAUAUUACGGUGUUGGCAUUUGAUGAGCAUGCAGCUGCAAGUGGUGGAGAGGUUAGAGGAGGUACCGCCGUAGGAAGCAGCAGUACGGUACGACAUCAUGAUGCAGCCGCCACCGAUGAUAGGGAUCACGACGAUAGGGACCACGACUAUGAUGAGUGAGUGAUGAG